This is a messenger RNA of Megalopta genalis, 1115 nucleotides long. RefSeq lists its product as uncharacterized. The record is from RefSeq and is a predicted model, not a curated record. Lineage: Eukaryota; Metazoa; Arthropoda; Insecta; Hymenoptera; Halictidae.
AAAGCCGAAGAAGAAGAGAUACUCACGAGUAUGACACGCUGCCAAAGCCUGCAUUCCUACGGAUCCGCCGCGAUGGCCGAGAGCGGAUCGCUGUGGGCGGACAAGAAAGAAUCUAGAUGCCCCAGAGGGACCAUCACCUGCGGCAUGCUGCCCACUUUACGAGCCUUGGCGUCCAAAGAAUGCGAGAACAGCCAGGGCACCAUCUGCCUGGUGCCAUUCGACACAGAUAUGGACUCCGCCAGCCACCUGCAAAUGAUUCUGCUGGAGGCCUAUUGUCGCGAGACUGGCAUCAAGGUCUUACGGGUGUCCAGAGAAAGGAUAAGGGAUCAUCUGUGCCCGGGAAGCUGCGACCUGUCCUGCGUGCUAAUCUCCAACGACGAUCCAUAUUUCCUCGAUCCCCCGGAGUGAAAACACGGAUCGCUUGGGAAGCUUCCGCUAUAAUCUCGACUGGAGUCGGUCACGUGAUCAUUUUCAAAAAAUGGCAGUUGACGAACACCGUUGGACCUACGGCAGAAUUUCUGAUCGAUUCUCCGCCGACAAGUGUUAGCGGACUGAUUGAUCGUUAAACAAAAAAAAAGAGCCCAUUUGAUAACAGACGAUAAUUAGCGCUCUUGAGAUAACAAGGAUAUCUGCACAGCUCGCGAUAAAUAUCGAUCGCUGUGAACGUCGCGUUGGACGCCACGUCAAUUGUCUACUGGUGGACAAUCUACGGUAUCCUAUACAGUGCGAAAUGUAACGAAUUACGAAACUCGGACAGGCAAUAUUAUCUCGCCGUUUAACAUUGUCCAGAGCGACUGUGGCUGCUCGAAGUCACAUGUGUGUGAGUGCACGCGCAACAGAUUACUGUAAUUUUUCAUAGGAGGAUUCGAUUGGAGUUUAUUUUUGUAAUCGACGAUGCUGCAGAAACUAUAUUGUAACUCGAUUAUUUUGUAAUCGUGUAUUUGUAAUCAACGAACGUGACUCUGUUGUUCGCUCGUAUCCUUCCGCCGUUCUAGUCCAAGAUAAUGUCCGCGGUCGACGCAAGGAGGCCGACGCAGAGUCAUUUGAAUCCGUCAUGAAAUAAUUUUCAUUGUACUCCUUUUUAUGGAAAUAAAAAUUAUUGUUCGAAACAGCAA